AUGAACGUCGCAGCGUUGUCUGCCGCCGCGGUGGGGGUCACGGCGCCCCGCGUCGCCGUCUCGACCGGCGCGGCGCGGCGCGACGCGCGUCUCCCGAGCGCGGCCUCGCUGGUAAAAACGAGGGGAUCCUUCGUCGAUCCCCUUCGCGCGACGCCCGGGGGUAAGGAAGAGGCCGAAAGUCGAGAGGUGCUGGACGCGUUCUUCGUGGGCAAGGCGCUCGCGGAGGUUCUGCUCGAGAAGGCGGGAGAGGCGGUCUCCGAGGCGCUCAGCACGGUCGGUCGGCUGGAAGCCGAGAGAGAUGAAGCCGUCCGCCAGUUUCAGGAGGACGUCCUGGCCAAGGCGAGGGACGCUCAGCGGAGGGAGAGGGGCGGGGAAGACCAGAUCAGGUGA
Micromonas commoda is the source of this 390-nucleotide messenger RNA. RefSeq lists its product with no specific name. Gene Ontology annotation, cellular component: chloroplast thylakoid membrane. NCBI's taxonomy places the organism in Eukaryota, Viridiplantae, Chlorophyta, Mamiellophyceae, Mamiellales, Mamiellaceae. The transcript has a single exon. The record is from RefSeq and is a predicted model, not a curated record. Bases 1 to 390 code for a protein of 129 amino acids. Gene Ontology annotation, biological process: thylakoid membrane organization.